UGUAAUUGACCUUCACUUCAAUCGAAAGGAUUAAUUUCACUCAUUUCAGGAAAAAGAUAGUAAAUCAAUAGAGUACUAGUAAGUAGUAAUGGCUUCUCCAAUGAAUGGUGGUGACGGCACGCAUAGCUACAGCAAGAACUCCACUUUGCAGAGAUGUGGUUUAAGUGCUGUGGAGGAUGCAAUAAAGGAGGCAGUGAUGCAGAAUGUGGAGACAGACAAGUUGUUAUGUGGUUCGACCAGAUUCGCCAUCGCCGACUUAGGAUGCUCAGUGGGGCCCAACACAUUCCACGCCGUUGAAACCAUCAUCGAAGCCGUGCAACACAAGUCGUCCACUAACAACCUCGAAUUCCAAGUGUUGUUCAACGAUCAGAUCGGCAACGACUUCAACACCCUCUUCGCCUCUCUUCCUCAGGAAAGGAACUACUUCGCGGCGGCGGUGGCGGGCUCCUUCUACGGCAGAUUGUUCCCUUCCUCUUCCAUCCACAUCGCCUAUUCCUCGGGCGCACUCCACUGGCUGUCGAAGCUGCCGGAGGGGUUGAAGGUGAAAGACUCCCCGGCGUGGAACGCGGGGAGAAUUCACUACUCCGGCGCCUCCGACGCGGUCGUGAAAGCUUAUGCAGAGCAGUUGGAGGAAGACUUGGAGAAUUUCUUGAGAUGUAGAGCUCAAGAAAUUGUAGGCGGAGGGAUGAUUGUGAUUCUCGUCGGCGGUGUAUCUCAUGCAAACGUUCAACACCGUUCUACCGUGUUGUUUACUUUUGUCGAGGCCAUACUCAUCGACAUGGUUAAAGAGGGAGUGUUAGCGCAGGAGGUAGUGGACUCGUUCAACAUUCCAAUUGUAUAUGCUUGUAUAAAUGAUGUGAGGAGAAUUGUGGAAAAAAAUGGAUGUUUCGAAAUCGUGAAAAUGGAGAUGGUGGAACCCGUGGACAUUGCGACGGCUGAGACUAAUGUAGUAAUGCACCUUAGAGCAGCCAUGGAAGGAACUCUGAUAGAUCACUUUGGAGAAGAGAUAACGGAGCAGGUGUUGGUGAGGGCCAUGCGCCUCCCAACUCACAUGAUGGUCGACGCAGCACAUGGAGGUGGCAUCUUUGCUUUGCUCAAGCGCAAAUAAUUCUACAAAUCACUCCCACCCCACCCCAUCUAUAUCUCUUAUUUCAAAUGCUAUUUUAUUUGUUGUCUCCCUCCAGUUGAGUAUGUCCUAUUAAAAUAAAACCUUCAUUGUUCUUUUUCUUAGACAAAAUAAAAUGUUUUUAUUAAUUCAA
This is a messenger RNA of Salvia miltiorrhiza (redroot sage), 1259 nucleotides long. Its product is annotated as loganic acid O-methyltransferase-like. The record is from RefSeq and is a predicted model, not a curated record. The transcript is spliced from 3 exons. Gene Ontology annotation, biological process: methylation. Gene Ontology annotation, molecular function: S-adenosylmethionine-dependent methyltransferase activity. The coding region runs from base 89 to 1108 and encodes 339 amino acids. NCBI's taxonomy places the organism in Eukaryota, Viridiplantae, Streptophyta, Magnoliopsida, Lamiales, Lamiaceae.